Plasmodium berghei ANKA is the source of this 1377-nucleotide messenger RNA. Its product is annotated as tetratricopeptide repeat protein, putative. The record is from RefSeq and is a predicted model, not a curated record. The transcript has 5 exons. NCBI's taxonomy places the organism in Eukaryota, Apicomplexa, Aconoidasida, Haemosporida, Plasmodiidae. Bases 1 to 1377 code for a protein of 458 amino acids. Gene Ontology annotation, molecular function: Hsp90 protein binding.
AUGAUGAAAACAAAUAUCAACGCUCUACUAAAAUCUGAGGAAGAAAAAGAGCAAGGGAAUAUUUUAUUUAAACAAGGUGACUAUGAGUUAUCUAUUUUCCAUUAUACUCGAAGCAUAAACUAUGUACCAACAUCAUCUAUUCUGUAUACAAAUAGAUCUUUGGCAUAUUAUAAAAUUGGAGCGUAUGAUAAAAGCUUGAAUGACGCGAUAAAAGCAAAGGAACUCGAUCCAAACAAUUUGAAAAGCUAUUACAGAAUAUGCGAAUCGUAUAAGGCUUUAAAAGAUUUUAAAAAUUUUGAAAAAUAUACAAAAAUAUAUAAUAAUAAAAAAAAUUCUAUACAAAACGAACAGAAUAAUGAAAAUGAAAAAAGCAACGAUAAAGAAACGAAUCUUGACAAAUUUCAUUCACAAUAUAUUAAAAAUAAAAUAAAUGAGAAAAAUUAUGAACAAAAAGUUAUUAGAAAUAUAAAAAAAAGUUCAGAAUUAAUAAAUUUGUGUCAAAAAGAUGAAAAAGAAAACUUUUUAUUUUUUAAUACCCCACAAAUAGAAAAUAAAAAAACAAAUAUAUCUUUUGAAAAAAAAGAAUAUAAACAGAAUUUUUUAAUUGAAGAAAUAUAUGAUUUUAAAAAUCCUGAAAAAGAAACAAAAAAUAAAAAUAAUGAUAUAUCUAUAAAUAAUAAUUCUAACAAAAAAAAUGAUAAUUCGAAAAACAAAACAAACAAAUUAAGCUAUAUAGACAUUUACAACGACAUAAUAUGUUUUACAACAAAAUUUACUGAUUUAUUUUUAGAUAAUACAUUACUAUCGGUUUAUAUCCAAAAAGAAAACAUAAAAACAAAAAAUUAUUUCGGGGAAUAUGAUUUAAAAAAAUUGAAAGAAAAGGCAGACAUACUUUUUUCUCAAAAGAAGUAUAUAUAUUCCAUUGAUAUCUAUAACGAUGUACUUCAAUCUUUAGAAUCUGAAAAAGGAAUAUACUAUUGUACAGUUCUAAAUAACAGAAGUGUCUGUUUCAUUGAAAUGAAAAAAAACCGAAGUGCUCUUUGCGAUAUAUGUAAGACUUUGAAUAUCCUUUUUUCUUUUUUUGAGCAACACAAGGAAAAAAUAAAAAAUAUUCAAAAUGAAGAAAAAAAUUCAGAACAAUUAUUUUAUCCGAUUGAUAUAGAUAUUUAUAAUGAUAUAAAUGGGAUAUAUUACCAGGCUCACAAAAUAUUAAUAAAGUUAUUAUUUAGAUAUAUAAAAUUUUCACAUUUUUAUAGUAGCAAAUUUAAGCUUGCUUCGAUUGAUCAGGUUUCUAUCUUUAUGAACAUGAAGGGAAUGGAAUAUUUAGAUCGUAAAGAAGUUGAAAAAUUAAAGGACACAGUUUAUUCAAAAUUAUGA